Molecule: messenger RNA, 1731 nt
Organism: Schizosaccharomyces osmophilus
Lineage: Eukaryota; Fungi; Ascomycota; Schizosaccharomycetes; Schizosaccharomycetales; Schizosaccharomycetaceae
Gene: cut12
Product: spindle pole body cell cycle signaling scaffold Cut12
Exons: 2
Coding region: 1-1731 (576 amino acids)
Source: RefSeq, a predicted model, not a curated record
AUGUCGGAUACUUUGAAUACACCACCAACAUACGCGUGGGUAUGGAACGCAUUUUCCAGAAAACUUGCAGGAACUGUAACAAAGCCCACAUCGAAUCCUCCAAACAAUGUUUACGUUGAAGAGGUGAAUCCUGAAGAUGCAGAAAACAAGAUUCCCGAGGAAAGUCUAAGGCCUAUGGAUGAGCUUACGCCUACAAAACAUAAGAACGGGCAAAACGGCAUUUUGAAGACACCCGGCACUUUACAAAUAAAGAAGUCGGUGAAUUUUAAAGAUCAUCUUGGUGACGACUCGCUGUACCGUGAACUUCAGCAAAAGGGAUACGAGAAAGAGAAUAAAGAAAACCACAUGAGACCAAAAAAUCGAUUUAGUAAUGACUUUGACUAUGACUUUGAGGAUAAGUAUUUCUCUCAGCCUUCAUCCAAGCAACUUGCCUAUAAAUUAAGCCAAGUAGCUCAACUGGAAGGUAAAACCGAAAAUUCUUUCAAACUGCGACAAAAAGAAGAAAAUAAAUUUCCACUAAAGCACGGUACAAAAGAAGAAACUCAUCCCAUGGACAAUCUCGGAUUGCUUCGCGAUCAGGGUAACCCAAAGUUCAAGGUAGAACCGAAAAACCCAACGUCGCAUUUUACCGAAACAGAUAGAUCAUUACCAGAAUCUUCGGAUACUAAACAGGAAAACUUGGAAUGGUCAAAGCUGAUCAAGGAUUGUUUUCGGGAUGUAGUAAACAAUAAUCGAAAAAUGAAGAAUAUCAUACACGACGUCCUCGUUGACACAUCGCACUUGAUUAACUCAACGGAAGUCCCGGAUGAGGCCGACUACACAAUAAAUCUGGAUGACCCUAUGUCUUCGUCAGGAAAGUAUUGGAAACAAAAAUUCGAUUUGCUCGAAACAGCGCACACUGAUUUGGAAGACGAAUUGGAAAAAAUAAGGGAGAGGGUAGAUGCGAUUAUGACAGAAAGACAAGAAGAAAUCUCGUUUUGGAAAAGAAGAUGCAAAUUACUGGAGGUAGAUAACGAUCGACUUUCUCGUAUGCAAAAAAAACAAGAACCAACCUUUACGAAACAUAAAAAUAAUGUCGUUCCGAAAGCAAAAGAGAAUUAUCCAAUUUCCAAAGAAUUGGACAUUCCUCUACGGGAAAAUAGUCUGUUUCAUUUCAGCCCCCCAAAGCAAACCAGGGAAUCUAUCAAGCUCCCCAAUGAAACAUUUUCUAAUCCGUUAGAUAUGUCGCAUCUGGCAGCAGAGAUGUUGUCCCACUCGGCGAAGAAAAAGCAACCCAAUGAUAGUUUCUUCAAUUUUGGGGAUGGUUCUGGUCCAAUUUCAUCUACUCCUGUAUCCGCAGCCUCCAAAGUUCGACAAAGGUUAUUACAUGCUACUCAAACUCCGACCCCAUUACCCAUGCCAAAUCGAAGAAAAGAGCCUCAAAAUAAGCCAAGCGAGAUUGAAGAUUCUUUGAUGCCAUCCAUGGGUUUACUAUCCAAAAACCGUGAGUUAGCCAACCGACAACUGGCCCAUAAAAAAGAACCCAGCAAUGCAGAAUUUCUGUACGGAAAUCCUUCGCGAAAUAAGCAGAAAUAUACGUUGACGCAAGUUCAUCCUUAUGAGCGGGAUUUACAACCGAAAGAUUUAUCAAAAGUUAAUGAACUAACAGCAGAACAAAAGCUUUCGAAGGAGCGCUCAGCAAGAGCUAGGAGUCGUUUGGAAGAAAGAAGGCAACAAAGAGGAUAUGCGUGA